UGAAACGACACCGUAAGCGGUCGCAUUUUACCCCCUUCCCCCUCCGCAAAACCUCUUGAAAUCAAAAACCCUCGGUCGCGGAGGUCUUCCACUGAAGACAGAGGGGAAAAGAGAGAGAAGAGAAGAAAACAUGUCGUCGACGCUGCUGGAGGUGACUCGUGCGUCGCACGAGGAAGUGGAGCGGCUUGAGCGCCUCAUCGUGAAGGAUCUCCAGUCCGACCCGCCGACCAACAAAGACCGGCUCUACCAGAGUCACCGCGUUCGCAAUAUGAUCGAACAAAUCACCUCCACCACUCACAAACUGAUUGAAAUUUACGAAGAUAAAGACAAUGCUAGGAAGGAUGAGAUUGCGGCGCUCGGUGGACAGAGUUCGACAUCAGCGAAUGUUAACGUUUUUAGUGCAUUUUAUGAUAGAUUAAAAGAGAUUCGUGAGUACCAUAGACGGCAUCCAGCUGCACGAUAUGUUGUUGACACGAAUGAUGAGUAUGAACAGCUUCUCAAAGAGGAGCCAGUCAUUGAGUUUACUGGGGAGGAAGCAUUUGGACGGUACCUUGAUUUACAUGAACUAUAUAAUGAUUACAUCAACUCCAAGUUUGGGAAGCAAAUUGAGUACUCUGCUUAUCUUGAUGUAUUUUCGGAUCCAGGGAGGAUAUCCCGCAAAUUGAAGUUGACUAGGCAAUAUCGGGAAUAUAUGCAAAAACUUCUGGAAUAUCUUGUAUACUAUUUUGAGCGCACAGAACCUUUGCAAGAUCUUGACAGAAUAUUUUCGAAGGUAAUUGCUGAAUUUGAAGAGCAAUGGAGCAAUGGGCUCGUAGAAGGAUGGAAAAAUGAGAACCAUGAAGAUGGGAAUGUCCAACAACAGGAUGCAAUUGUUGAUCUUGAUUAUUAUAGUACUGUUGAGGAGCUAAUGGAACUAGGACCUGAGAAGUUAAAGGAGGCGUUAGCUGCACUUGGUCUAAAAACAGGAGGUACUGUACAACAGCGUGCCGAGAGGCUUUUUCUUACAAAGCACACGCCUCUUGAAAAAUUGGAUAGAAAACAUUUUGCUAAAGGCUCACGUGGACCUGAACAAAAUGGUGGUACAAUCACCCUACAAUCCAGUGAAGAUGCAAAAGAGAUUGCCUUGAUGGAAGCAAAAGUGGAGAAGUUGUGUGAUCUGUUGCAUGAAACAAUUGUGCGGACAAAAGAGAAUAUUGAGAAGAAACACGCCUUGACAUAUGAUGAAAUUGUACAAGAACGCGAAGAGGACGAGGUGCAACCCGAGUCUGAAAGUGAUGAUGAGGAUCAGCAGAUAUACAAUCCCCUAAAGUUACCCAUGGGUUGGGAUGGAAAGCCUAUACCCUACUGGUUGUAUAAGCUUCACGGGCUUGGUCAGGAGUUCAAAUGUGAGAUAUGUGGGAACCACAGUUACUGGGGCCGCAGAGCCUAUGAGCGCCAUUUCAAGGAAUGGAGACACCAACAUGGGAUGCGAUGUCUUGGGAUUCCUAAUACCAAGAAUUUUAAUGAAAUAACGUCAAUUGAGGAAGCAAAACAACUUUGGGAGAAAAUACAAGAAAAGCAAGGACUAAACAAAUGGCGGCCAGAUCUUGAAGAAGAGUACGAAGACCAAGAGGGCAACAUUUAUAACAAGAAGACUUAUACUGAUCUACAACGUCAGGGUUUAAUUUAAAAAGGCAACUACCUAUUGCACCUCCGGACUUCUUCAUGGAUUUAAUGGAGAAAUGUCCCCAAACUCUUGUGUAAGAGGCUGUGGUGCUCUAACUCGGGUAUUGGCUUUUUACUGUAUGUAUGGUUCUGCAUUCUGUAAGCACAAAUACCAGAGGAGCAGCGUAUAGUCCUAUUGGAUUAGAAAUUACCUGCCUAGGCUGCAUUUUAUCCAGAAAAAGAAUGAAGAGGGGGAGCAUGUAAUUUUACUUGUGUUCUGUGGCACAAUAUCCACAUGAAAUUGUGUUGUUGCCUGUUAGCAGCUACUAGCAGUUAAAUUUUCAUUUGUUGUGUCAUGUACCCAUCAUAAUUCAGUUUUGCAGGUUACUUUUGAACUUUUUAUGGCUAGCAGGCUGGUCUUCGUUUAUUGUC
This is a messenger RNA of Sesamum indicum (sesame), 2076 nucleotides long. RefSeq names its product splicing factor-like protein (gene ATO). The record is from RefSeq and is a predicted model, not a curated record. Lineage: Eukaryota; Viridiplantae; Streptophyta; Magnoliopsida; Lamiales; Pedaliaceae. Gene Ontology annotation, biological process: mRNA splicing, via spliceosome. Gene Ontology annotation, cellular component: nucleus; spliceosomal complex. Gene Ontology annotation, molecular function: RNA binding; zinc ion binding.